AUGGCCGUCACCGAGACAGUGGCUGUGUCUAUCAGCUUCGUGCUCGCGGUGCUGGCCCUCCACCCAGAGUGGCAGGAGGCAGCCCACGAAGAGCUGAGGCACGUCUUCGGCGAGGGGGAUGACUACUUGCGGGCUGUCAGCCUUGCAGACCUACACAGUCUUAGGGUGCUGGAGAACAUCAUCAAGACGCUGCGCUUAUACCCGACAGUCCCCGUGAUCUCCCGGGUGGCCUCGGAGGACCUUCAGCUGCCCAGGGGACAGGUGCUGGUCCCUAAGGGCACCGUGGUGCUGUUGGUACCUGGCAUCACGCAACGCGUGCCACAGUUUCACCCAGACCCUCUGAGGUUCGACCCUUCGCGGUUCUCGGACGGCCGCACAGGGAAGGAGCAUGCGUGCAGCUACCUGCCGUUCGGGGUGGGCGCACGCAGAUGCGUGGGCACCCAGUACGCCCGUCUGCAGCUCAAGGUCUUCCUGGCAGAAAUCCUGAGGCGCUUCCGCUUCCUGGCGCACAGCCGCUGGAAGGACCUGGAGGAUGCCUUAGUCGCCACCAGCCUACACACCAUCGAGCCGGUAAGAGUCUCCUGUGUGCCUCUGCAUCCAUCCAGUACAUGA
Molecule: messenger RNA, 612 nt
Organism: Schistocerca serialis cubense
Lineage: Eukaryota; Metazoa; Arthropoda; Insecta; Orthoptera; Acrididae
Product: cytochrome P450 4g1-like
Exons: 2
Coding region: 1-612 (203 amino acids)
Molecular function (GO): iron ion binding; monooxygenase activity; oxidoreductase activity, acting on paired donors, with incorporation or reduction of molecular oxygen
Source: RefSeq, a predicted model, not a curated record